Aureobasidium subglaciale EXF-2481 is the source of this 594-nucleotide messenger RNA. RefSeq lists its product as uncharacterized. NCBI's taxonomy places the organism in Eukaryota, Fungi, Ascomycota, Dothideomycetes, Dothideales, Saccotheciaceae. The transcript is spliced from 2 exons. Gene Ontology annotation, biological process: sterol metabolic process. Gene Ontology annotation, cellular component: endoplasmic reticulum; membrane. The record is from RefSeq and is a predicted model, not a curated record. The coding region runs from base 1 to 594 and encodes 197 amino acids. Gene Ontology annotation, molecular function: cholestenol delta-isomerase activity.
AUGUCCGCAUCACCAGUUUCCAAGGGACUUGUCAUCGACCAGACGACUGUGCUGUCGCUCUUGUCUACGCUAGCUAUCCUUGCAGCCGCCUAUACGACGUCUCUCUACGCUCUACCCAAGCAUGCAAACUCAAAGACUCGCUUCCUCUUCAUCUGGCACGCCUUUGAUGCUCUGAUCCACUUCAUCCUCGAGGGCACAUUUCUGUACAACUGCUUCUUCUCCUUUGGCUCUACGUUGCUCACUGAACCGUUUCUGCCCGACAAUGUCUACUUUCUUGGCCACGUAGGCAGGAACUACGGCGCGGCUUACGGAGAUCAAUGGCAUAGUGCUCUUUGGCGCGAGUAUGCCAAAGCGGAUAGGAGAUGGGCAGGCACUGAUCUUACAGUUGUGAGUUUAGAGUUGCUGACGGUGUUUGUGGGUGGUCCGUUGGCCUGUUGGAUUUGUUUGCAAUUGGUCAAGGAGAGAUGGGGCAGUGCGUGGUUUUGGAUGUGUGUGCUUGCUACUGGUGAGCUUUAUGGUGGUUUCAUGACUUUCGUCCCCGAGUGGCUCAGUGGAUCGCCUAACUUGAUCACUUCAAAUUGGAUGUACAAGUGA